AUGGAUCCCCAGAUCUCAGCCAGAUUAAACUCCAGGAAGAGGAGGAAAGAAGGAGCGGGUCCCAACGGGGCUGCCCAGACGGAUGGCAUCCCCUUGAAAGUGCCCCGCAACUCUAUAGGAUUGCGAGAGCCGGCCCCAUUUUCCGAUGAGCUGGAAGUGGACUACAGCAAGCCUUACACACGAGUCACGUUUGAAGAGGCAAUGAGAGGAACACCCUUGGACCGUCCCGUCAGGGUCUAUGCUGAUGGAAUUUUUGACCUUUUCCACUCCGGACACGCUCGGGCUCUGAUGCAGGCCAAAAGCCUGUUCCCCAAUACCUACCUCAUCGUUGGAGUCUGCAGCGACGAGCUGACGCACAACUUGAAGGGCUUCACGGUGAUGAACGACGCCGAGCGCUACGACGCCGUCCAGCACUGCCGCUACGUGGACGAGGUGGUGAGGAACGCGCCCUGGACGCUCAGCCCGGAGUUCCUGGCGGAGCACAGGAUCGACUUUGUCGCCCACGAUGACAUCCCCUACUCUUCGGCCGGCAGCGACGACGUCUACAAACACAUAAAAGAAGCAGGAAUGUUUGCCCCGACGCAGAGGACCGAAGGCAUCUCCACCUCGGACAUCAUCACCCGCAUCGUCCGGGACUACGACGUCUAUGCCCGGCGGAAUCUGCAGAGGGGCUACACGGCCAAGGAACUCAACGUCAGCUUCAUCAACGUGAGUUUAGCACGCAUUCAGACGGUCGUCUCGCCUC
This is a messenger RNA of Protobothrops mucrosquamatus (brown spotted pit viper), 745 nucleotides long. Its product is annotated as choline-phosphate cytidylyltransferase A-like. The transcript is spliced from 6 exons. The record is from RefSeq and is a predicted model, not a curated record. Gene Ontology annotation, molecular function: choline-phosphate cytidylyltransferase activity; phosphatidylcholine binding. The annotation marks the transcript as partial. Gene Ontology annotation, cellular component: endoplasmic reticulum. NCBI's taxonomy places the organism in Eukaryota, Metazoa, Chordata, Lepidosauria, Squamata, Viperidae. Gene Ontology annotation, biological process: CDP-choline pathway.